Baudoinia panamericana UAMH 10762 is the source of this 1131-nucleotide messenger RNA. RefSeq lists its product as uncharacterized. The transcript has a single exon. The record is from RefSeq and is a predicted model, not a curated record. Lineage: Eukaryota; Fungi; Ascomycota; Dothideomycetes; Mycosphaerellales; Teratosphaeriaceae. Bases 498 to 914 code for a protein of 138 amino acids.
UGUCUGACUCUUGGUCUAGCUUAUCUGCACGACCACAUAUGCCUACUCCAAUCACGGAUCUGGCCAAGCCUACAUGGAGACCUGGGUCCUGCGGUUCUGCAAGCCCACUGACGCUAGGCUUCAAUUAUGCCCUUCAGAUCGAUUAUGUCUUUGGAGUUCUCAACAUAGCUAUGUCUAUAACGGUCUCGUAUUGACUGCCUCCCUCCAGAAUUUGCCAAAAUUCUAACCUUGCAUUUUGGUACCGGACUCAGCUCGUCGUGCAAGCACUGCAAUAAACAUGAGCAGCCAGGUUCGCAGGAAGCCACUCCCGUCCUCUUCGUCCGCCGAAAUCCACCUCCUCCCCACCCCACUUGGAACGCAGAUUGCAAGAGUAGCCAACGACCGCAUAGUUCCAUCCACUCCCACUUCCCCUCGCCGCCCCCGUUGCCAUCACUCCUUGCCCAAAGGUAGAAUUCCCCGCGGUCCGCGCAGCGCACAACGCCGGACUGAAUCGCCUCAUGGUCGAGCGUGGUGUCUCCCGCUACUGGCGCUACGCCCACGUUGACGGCGAAAAACUGCCUGUCAAUAUACACGAGCUCCCUGCGGCGUCCCAAGUCACGGUUGCGAUCCUAACAUGCGGGCUAUCGCUCUGCUUCAGUACCCCUGCACCUCCUCCCGCCGCCAAUUCUUCCGCAGCAACCUCCGACAGGCAACGAGGCUACUGCUACUACCUUGUCCCUGAGGUCCCAUGCAAUGGACGAGAAAUGCACGAAGACUUUGGGCAUCAGUAUAUGAUGAGUAACUAUGGAGCGGGCACGGUGGCUCAAGAUUGUUUCUGGCUUAUGGGGACGGGGAAGAAGAGUGUUGCGCCCGGUGGCGCGUGGGCUGGCAUGCCUGGAGGCACUGCCGUGGAGAUUAGCUGGGGCUGGAUCUGAGUCUAUACCUAUGCGGAGACUUCAGCGGUGCAGAAGGUCCAACAUGGUGUAACGAUGAAGACGACUGUAGAUGUUGCGCGGGAGAGGAUGAUGCAUGUUGAGAGGGAGACUUUGCAAGCCUUGGCUGUUGGAGGUUUCAGAGGUUACGCGGUAGCCGUAUGGCCUCCUGCCAUAGUCAAUGGUGUUGUUAUUGCUUAGUCUCUCAUAAUGUCAGAAC